Messenger RNA from Morchella sextelata, 939 nucleotides. RefSeq lists its product as uncharacterized. The transcript has a single exon. NCBI's taxonomy places the organism in Eukaryota, Fungi, Ascomycota, Pezizomycetes, Pezizales, Morchellaceae. The record is from RefSeq and is a predicted model, not a curated record. Bases 1 to 939 code for a protein of 312 amino acids.
AUGAGCAUUAUCUCUUCUCCGGAAACCGGACGUACUUCAGAAUAUGAUCACCCCAACGAACCGAGUCUCAGUACUGUCGGCCACCAGCACAUGAACCUUAACUAUGGCCACUCAAUAGUUAAUGGGCAUGCAGAGCUAGCUCGCCCUAAUGGAAUUUCCAUCGCAAGUACCGGCGCCUCCCUGGUGGAAUACCCUGUCCAUUCUACCGCCGAAGCCGCCAGUUUCUAUGACCCCGACUCUUCCCUGGAAGACUGUCCUGAAGAACCCUCCACCUCUGAUGAUGAUGUCGAUGAUUACGAUAAUGAGGUCGAUGGUGAAUUCGAAUCGGACACCGAGCCUACCAUCGAAGCCACCGGUUUCCCUGAGAGCCCAGCCUCCGGUGGUGAUGUAUGCGAAUUGGAUUGCACUACGUCCACUACCGAAACUAUGGAUUUCUGUGACUUUGACCCUUCUCUAGGGAAAUACGCUGAUCUUACUCCUGAAGACGCCGGUUUCAGUGACUUUGACCUUUCCCCGGGUGACAAUUCUGAGAAACCAGUCCCCGAUGAUGUAAAUAUGUGGAAUGACUUUGAUGAUCUUCCUGAAGCACCUAUCGAUUCCGCGGUGGUUGAACCCUCCCCAGAGAAUAACGUUACAGAGCAAGCUUCUGUAGUUCCCUAUUCUAUGGACAUGGAUCGAUGGGAUGGUCCCGUCGAACAGAAACCGCUUGUUGAUACGGAUAUUCCUAUGGACACUUCUCUAGACAAUAUCUACAACAAUACGUAUCAUGGACAUGGGCUCAGAACCGAGAUUUUUACAGUGCCAGUUAGAUCCUCCGAAGGUCUACCAUAUUCAGAUAACGCGUUCUACUCCGAGGACAACUCCGAUAAUAUUGGCCAGUUUCAUAAUGACACCAACGCGGGAGUCAGCCCUAAAGACCUGAUUCGAAAUUAUUGGUGA